AUGCCAAAUAAUAAAUGGACGGCAGAUUUAAAAACUAUUCUUCAAGUUGCUAAAGCUCGUCUUGAUGUACGUGAAAAGAAAAAAACCGAACAAGUUGCAAAAGAACGUUAUACAGUAGCAGAUUAUGUACGAAAUAAUAAAGUUCCUCGAGCACGGAUCGGUAAAAAUUUAUUAAUUUGUUCAUUCAAAAUUUCAUUUUUUUUUU
Messenger RNA from Rotaria sordida, 205 nucleotides. Lineage: Eukaryota; Metazoa; Rotifera; Eurotatoria; Philodinida; Philodinidae. The record is from the annotation of a GenBank genome assembly.